AUGGUCUUAUUCUUUCCCAUUUUUAAAAUGUUUUUAGAUCUUUGUGAUAUCGGCGGUUCUUUUCGACGUCCUUCUACUUACGAUUUCCCUGCUUUGGAGAAUGGACGGAGGGUUUACACAUUUCCUACCCUGCAUAGAGGUCAAUUAGUUCUGCCCUCUACGUUUCUUGGGGAGACAGUCGUAAAAAUGGAUCCCCUAGCAGAAAAAAAACUCAAUGUGAUACGCCCGCAUUAUGCAGAAUAUUUAACUGAGCAUUACUUUGUUAGAGCGUUGGUUUGUAGUAUUGUAAGUGUAGUUAGAUAUGUGUUUAGCGUUUGUUUCGUCUAUGUAAUGACUCAAUUUAAGGUUCCUAUGGAGGCUCCUCCUCAUGCAACACCUAUAUCGAUCCAGUUGGCACCACGACUACUUACGAUAAGAAGGAAGAAAAUGAAGAAGCACAAGAGGCGGAAACGCUAUGAUAGGGACUUCUUCAAAUAUCAGAAAUAUCACAGAGAAAAGAAGCUGAGGUCAUUCGAAGCAGAGAAAUACGUUGAAGACACGAUUGCAACAGCUAAGAAAGAGUGGUCGGACGAGCUUGCACCAACAGGAAGAAAGUUGUAUCCUCAUUGGUCACGAUUGAUGUCGUUGGAAGAGUUGUAUGGUCUGCCGAAAAGCGAUUAUAUUGACAAGAAAGCUGGGUUUCCGAGUGAGGAAGAUAUGGAGAGGAUAAAGAAGUUGAAGAUGGAGUACGAAAACAAGUUUCGUGGAGUUUAA
Molecule: messenger RNA, 753 nt
Organism: Angiostrongylus costaricensis
Lineage: Eukaryota; Metazoa; Nematoda; Chromadorea; Rhabditida; Metastrongylidae
Source: the annotation of a GenBank genome assembly